Amphimedon queenslandica is the source of this 1713-nucleotide messenger RNA. Its product is annotated as E3 ubiquitin-protein ligase TRIM71-like. Lineage: Eukaryota; Metazoa; Porifera; Demospongiae; Haplosclerida; Niphatidae. The coding region runs from base 1 to 1713 and encodes 570 amino acids. The record is from RefSeq and is a predicted model, not a curated record. Gene Ontology annotation, molecular function: zinc ion binding; protein binding. The transcript has 5 exons.
AUGGCUUCUUCUGGCCUCCUCAAACUGGAGGAACAGCUCACCUGUCCUGUGUGUCUCACCCACUAUACCAACCCUAAAAUCCUACCCUGCCAUCACUCAUUCUGUCAGCACUGUCUGGAAGGAUUACCACUGGAUAAGAAGAGUGAGACCUAUUACCUCUCUUGUCCCACUUGUCGUCAUGAUGCAGAGUUACCAGAAGAAGGAGCAGGAGCCUUUUCUGUAGCAUUCACUCUCAUCACCCUCAAAGAGAUAUACAGUGGAAUGAAGAAAGUAGAUGAUCCUCAACAGGUUACCUGUGACAAGUGUACUACAGCUAAUGCCACUGGAUACUGCAAAGACUGCAGUAAGUUCCUUUGUACAGAAUGUGAUGGAGUACACAAGAAAUGGGGGCCUACUUCGAACCAUCAGCUGACAAGUCUUGAUAAGGUGACAGUCUCUUUCUCUUCUAAUCCUCAAUUGCUAGCUCCAGCUAAACAGGAGGCAACCCUCACUUGCUCUGUACCUAGUCAUGAUGAGCCAUUGAAGUAUUACUGUGACACAUGUGAUGAAUCUAUUUGUCAUGAUUGUACAUUUGGUACUCAUAAAGGCCAUGAGUAUAACUUAGUCUCUAUCAGUUAUACUAAACACUCUCAAGACUUGGAAGGUUCUCUUAAUCCGGUAAAAGGGAAAAUUGAAGCACUCAAGAAGGUCAUGUCUGCUCUAACAGAGAGAGAGGGUGAGAUCAAAAAAAGAGGAGAAGAAAUCUUAGAAGAAAUACAUGACAUGGUUGAGAAAAUGGUGGAUGUUCUUCAUCAGUCAGAGAGGAAACUGACUGAGCAGGCAAAGAGGGUCACUGAUGCUAAACUGAAGGUGCUGUUGGGACAAAUGAAAUCAGCAGAAAUAAGUUUGAGUCUUCUGGAGGACAUUGAAAAUUAUGUGGAACAGAGUCUGAAGACAAGCAUUCCUCAAAAAGUCCUAAGGUCUAAGAAACAGAUGAUGGAACGUAUGAGUGAAGUUACUGCACAGGUCAAUGUGGAGGAGUUAUAUCCAAAGGAAAUGGCUGAUUUCGUAUUAGUUAAAGAUAUCAAAUUGCUACAUCACAUUGGAGAUGUUAUCUCUCCAACACAAUGUAAAGCAAAAAUUGGCUGCUUCGAGUGGUUACCAAAACAAGAAAAUGUGGUCUUUUCACUAUCAAUAGAGGCACCAGAUUCAUCUUAUUUGUCUGUUCUUCUCUCUUCUCUCAGGAUCCAGAAAAUAAACAUGGAUGGAUACCGCAUAGCAUUAGUUGGUGAGGAGGGAAGUGGGCCACUACAAUUCAAACGUCCUGCGGGUAUAGCCAUUUCUCCUAUAACAGGACAGAUUUAUGUUGCUGAUAGGUAUAAUCAUCUGAAGGAUCAGCCGAUGGAGAGUUCAAGUGUCCAAAUGACAUUGCUAUUGACAAAGUUCUCUCAAGAUGGAAAGUUUAUUAGUCAAUUUGCUACUAGAAGUGGCCCUGGACGGCUUAUUAAGCCAGUUUGUGUAACAAUAGAUACUACAAUGACUGGUCUAGUGUAUGUUAGUGAAAUGGGUAGUAAUCGUAUCUCAAUCUUCACUAGUGAUGGUGUAUUUGUGCGUUGCUUUGGAAGGAAGGGAAAAGAAAUAGAUCAGUUUAGUGAUCCAUAUGGAUUAGUAUUUAAUAAAGAUGGCUUUUUAUGCAUUUGUGAUGCAAAAAAUUCCCGUUUACUAGUUAUUUAA